Plectropomus leopardus (leopard coralgrouper) is the source of this 2624-nucleotide messenger RNA. Its product is annotated as tubulin monoglycylase TTLL3-like. Gene Ontology annotation, biological process: cilium assembly; cilium movement; protein polyglycylation. The record is from RefSeq and is a predicted model, not a curated record. NCBI's taxonomy places the organism in Eukaryota, Metazoa, Chordata, Actinopteri, Perciformes, Serranidae. Gene Ontology annotation, cellular component: axoneme; microtubule cytoskeleton. Gene Ontology annotation, molecular function: protein-glycine ligase activity, initiating.
AGCACCGCGCGGUCCUCCGGUGAAACUCAACCGGCACCGAGUCCAUGGUACACCUGUGGACCUCAGCAGCAGUGCGUCUGACCAAAAUCAUGAAGCAGAGCAAAAGGAAAGUUUCCCCAAAGAAUGAGAGCAGAUGUUAGUAUGGAGGCCACCAGGUCCAAACAGUCUAACCAGCUGGACCAGGGGGGAAGCCAGGCUACUGGUAGAUGCUGCACACCAAGCACCGACAGUGGGGAAACGGGAGGCUCAUCUAAGGGUCAGAAGGUCACAGCUGUGGUCCAGCAGUGCAGCCAAGAUGAAGGCAAACGCCUGCAGACAAGUACACCUCCUGAGGGCAAAGUUUUCCGCAGUUUGGCCAGCCUACCUGCUCUCAACCCAGAGAGACUGAAGACAGCUAAAGCCCUUGUGGACAAAGCUGUAAAGAUGCAUAAGGUGUUCUCUGUCCAGGGCCCUUACCCUGUCAUCAGGGCAGCAUUGAGGGCCAGAGGCUGGGUUGAGCAACGUAUGCACCGUCCAAACCACCGCGCUCACCAGCGUCACAGCGAUGAGGGCAGAGCCAGCUCUAAUGAUGCCGCUGACAGUGAUGACGAUGACGAUAACUCAGACAAUGUGGACAAAGAGCAGGAUCCAGAUGGACUAUAUGAUAUUAUGUCUCGCCUGGUGCGCAAUGAAAUGGUUUAUUUCUACUGGACAAACCGUAGAGACGCCAUCAACACCAACAGCUUGCAGAAAGAACAGAUUACCAAUCAUUUUGCAAAAGCAGGCAGCUUCACCACCAAGGCGGGGUUGUGUGUAAACCUGAGGAACCUGCACUGGUUUGAUUCAGCUGACCCAGAUGCCUUCUUUCCUCGCUGUUACAGACUGGGAGCACAGGAUGAGAAGCAUGCUUUCAUUGAGGACUACAGGAGGACAGCCUGCACCAGUUUUUUGAAGUACAUUGUGGAGAAGGAGCAGGGUGUUGGAGGAGAGGGAAUGAGCCAGAGCAUUAAGGCUGUGAGGAGAAGAAGCAAACGCCAACUUAGACCAGUGGACCUUUCCCAAAUGAUUAACAGUGCAUUCAAAGUGUGCCAGGAGUUUCUAGAGAGUCUGGAGCACAGCGACAUAGACAAAAGCAUGGAGACUCCACAGACACUCACAGAGGAGGAGUGGGCCGAGUUUAUCAACAGUUACUACCUUGUUGUUCAUGAAGGAGCAGAGAUCGAGAACAGUGAUCAUUUUGUGAACUGUUGCAAGGCCAUGCUGCAGAGGCUGGUGGAGGUCAGUCCACAGCUGGAUAUAGAUGGCAUACACAACAUCUGGAUCAUCAAACCUGGAGCUAAAUCCAGGGGCAGAGGUAUCAAAUGCGCCAAACAUCUGGAUCAGAUCCUCAGGGUGGUGGAAGGUGAUCCAACUGUUAUCAAGGAGAGCAAGUGGGUGGUGCAGAAGUACUUGGAGCGCCCCUUUCUGGUCCAUGGCACCAAAUUUGACCUACGCCAGUGGUUCCUGGUCACUGACUGGAACCCUCUGACUGUGUGGUUCUAUAAAAAGUGCUACUUGCGCUUUUCUACACAGCCUUAUUCUCUACAUACACUUGACAGCUCAGUCCACCUGUGCAACAACUCCAUCCAGAAACACCUGAGACCCUCCCAACAGCGGCAUCGUGGAAUCCCAGCAGACAACAUGUGGUCGGACGAGCAGUUCAGGACCUUUCUGUCCAGCCAGGGCCGGGAAGCUCAGUGGCAGACAGUGGUUGUCCCGGGCAUGAAGAAGGCUGUGAUCCACGCAUUACAGACCACACAGGAUCUGAUGGAGUCACGCAAAAACACAUUUGAGCUCUACGGGGCCGACUUCAUGUUAGGUCAUGACCUGCGUCCAUGGCUGAUAGAGCUCAAUGCCAGUCCCACUAUGGCUCCCUCCACCCCAGUGACAGCCUGCCUCUGUACUGCUGUGCAGGAAGACACGUUACGAGUCGUCCUGGACCGAAGAGCAGACCGCACUGCAAACACCGGAGACUUUCAGCUCAUAUAUAGACAGGCAGCAGUAGAAGUGCCUCAGUACGUAGGAGUCAACCUACUUGUUGAGGGCAACAAGAUCAGGUGCCCCUGCCCUCUUCCUCCACUGAGGUCUUCCAACCGUUCAGCACCAAAACGCUGCAGCCCCGUCAAGGGGAGGGGACCUGCAGCAGAAAAAGUAAAGCCUCUGCCUAAGAUGUUGUUGAAGAGUGCUGAGACUCAGCUAAACAACGCCAGCAGUGUGAUUCCACCCCCUCCUCUCCCUCCUGAGACGCUUGUGCCCUCCACGAUUGAAACCUUCACACUUCACCUGCCAAUGACUGUGAAGUCCGUUCACCAGCCCAUCAGUGCACCACCUCACUCUGUACUACUGUGGAAGAGGAGAGCAGAGGUUUCAAAAGUCUGCUCAGAGAAAGUCCAACCCUCUGCCGCAGAGAAGCAGCGAGCUCCGUCUUUGUCUUUGGAGAUCGCUGUUCCAAAACAGUCCAGACAAGCAGCCUCUAGCACCCUGAGUGCCUGAAACAAGUUUUAAAGGGUUUGUUGACCAGAUCAGUCACAACAGCUUGAACCAUCUUUUUGCAGGGUUUUUUGGCCUACCUCAUGAUUAAGUCAGAAUUAAAUAGAUUGCCAUGA